This is a messenger RNA of Trichosporon asahii var. asahii CBS 2479, 1908 nucleotides long. Its product is annotated as tRNA (guanine-N2-)-methyltransferase. Gene Ontology annotation, biological process: tRNA N2-guanine methylation. The record is from RefSeq and is a predicted model, not a curated record. The coding region runs from base 1 to 1908 and encodes 635 amino acids. NCBI's taxonomy places the organism in Eukaryota, Fungi, Basidiomycota, Tremellomycetes, Trichosporonales, Trichosporonaceae. Gene Ontology annotation, molecular function: RNA binding. The transcript has a single exon. Gene Ontology annotation, cellular component: nucleus.
AUGUCCGAGAACAGCAUCCCUUACACGCUCCCCCUCCCCGGCGGGAUCCCCGACACGCACCGCCCGCACACGGAGCGGACGACGACGAUCCUGGUCCCGAAGGAGAACACGGCCUUCCUGAACCCGGUGCAGGAGUACAACCGUGAUCUGUCCGUUGCCACGAUCCGGGCCUGGAACAAUCUGAGGAAGGAGGAGCUCGAGGGCCGGUGGAGGCAGAAGCUGGAGCGCGAGGCGAAGAAGAAGGCUGCGAAGAAGGGCGGAGAGGCGCCCGCGGAGUCUGCUGAGCCCGCUGAGCCCGCCGGGACCGCUGCCGAGGAGAAGAAGGAGAACGGCGAGGCCGAGGCCGGCCCUUCGACCGAGGUAUGUCCAGCUCCGAGUCUGUUGCGCAUAGCUGACAAGUCUCAGCGCAAGUUCCGCGCGCCCAAGUUCACGAUCCUGGAGGCGCUCUCGGCGACGGGACUCCGCUCGAUCCGCUACGCCAAGGAGAUCCCGGAUGUGCGCACCGUGCUCGCGAACGACAUCUCGCCCUCGGCGUGCGACGCGAUGCGACGAAACGUCGCGCUCAACGGCGUCGGCGAGCCGUCCCAGCCGACUCCCUCCGAGGCCGCCCCCACCGGAGUGACGGACGAGGAGAUGGCCGAGAACGCCCCCGACCUCGGCCGCCGCGAGGGCUGCACGGGACACGUGAAGGUGAAUGAGGGCGACGCGUGCGCUCUGAUGUACUCGCGCCGCGGGCUGCGGGACCGCGUCGAGGUCGUCGACUUGGACCCGUACGGAACCGCUGCGCCGUUCAUUGAUGCGGCCAUCAAUGCGCUGGGCGACGGCGGCCUGCUCGCCGUCACGUGUACCGACCUGGCCGUGCUCGCCGGCUCAAACUAUCCCGAGAAGUGCUUCUCCAACUACGGUGGCACAGUUGUGAAUGCCGAGUACUCGCAUGAGGUCGCGCUCCGCCUCGUGCUCAACAGCAUCGCGCAGGCCGCAGCCCGGUACGGAAAGUACAUCCACCCCCUCAUCUCUCUGUCUAUCGACUUUUACGUGCGCCUCUUCAUCCGUGUCGACACGCGCCCGGCCGAGGUGAAGCGCCUCGCCUCGCAGACUGGCGUCGUGUAUGCGUGCGGCUUCUGCCAGACGCCGGUGCUCCAGCCGUUCGGGCGCGAGGUGCAGAAGGAGUCCAAGAAGGGCAACGCGACGACGCAGUACCGCGUCGCGACCGGUCCGACGGCGGCGGGCAAGUGUGAGGAGUGCGGCUCGACGCAGGCGCUGGGCGGGCCGAUGUGGCUCGGCCCCAUCCAGGACCGCGAGUUCAUCUCCCGCCUGAUCGGCGAGAUCGAGGCCGACAAGGAGCACUACGGCACCUAUCCCCGCAUGCACGGCAUGCUCACGCUGGCGGGCGAGGAGCUCGACGCGCCCUUCUACUUCAGCGCGAACAAGGUGCACGGCUUUGCGCACUCCUCCGCCAUGCCGACCAAGAACUACAUCUCCGCCCUCCUCAAUGCGGGAUACAAGGUUAGCCGCAGCCACGCGCUCAGUGGAAGCGUCAAGACCGACGCGCCCCGCAGCUUCGUCUACGACAUCAUCAGGGAACACGUCAAGGAGCACCCGGUGCGUCUUGACAAGAUCUCGGAGAUGAGCCCGACACACAAGCUCCUCGCCAAGCCCAUGAGCCACACUGUUGACUUUACGCCGCACCCCGAUGCCAAGAAGUUUGAGAAGGACAAGGACUCCAAGGCCGUCUUUUACCAGGUUAACCCGCUCCCGAACUGGGGACCGGGAAGCCGCGCGAAGAGCGUCAAGGCUGCCAAGGAGGAGGGCGACAAGGGGGAGAAGAGGAAGAGCGAGGAUGCGCCCGAGGGAGAAGCCAAGCGGGCCAAGGUCGAUGAGGACGAGGAGGCGGCUAUGAACCAGUAG